AUGGUUUCAGACCCUUUCAACGGCACAGUCUUCCUCUGUCUCACUGGAAUUGGUGCUCUGGGGAGCAGCUUAAUACUGGUGAGUUACAUGCAUAUGUUCCAAAGCACAGAGAAGAAACCUAUACACCUCAUUCUUGCUCACUUGGCACUUACAAAUAUCAUAAUGAUUCUUUCAAAAGGGAUGCCAAAGACAGUAGAGGCUUUUGAUUUUAGAAAUUACUUAAAUGACACCAGCUGUAAAGUUGUUGUUUACCUGGCAAGAGUAUCCCGAGACCUCUCCAUCUGCACCAGCAGUCUCCUCACUGUGGUCCAGGCCAUCAUCAUCAGUCCCAGACACUCUAUGUGGCAGAGGCUCAGCAUAAAGACCCCACAGCACAUUCUUUCUUCACUGCUCUGCCUGUGGAUACUCAAUUCCUUGAUCAGCAUGAACUUACCAUUUUAUAUUAGAAAUAUCAAUAGUGUAAAUGAAACACAAUUUAAGAAAGUCGGCAGCUAUUGCUAUUUUCUGCCUGAAAGCUGGAUAACAAGAUGGAUUUUUCUUACCCUCAUGGUCCUGAGAGAUACAGUGUUUCAAGGUGCUAUGGGAGUGGUCAGUGUCUACAUGCUAUUUUUUCUCCACAACCACCACCAGAAUGUUCUUUAUCUUUUCAACUCCAAGCUUUUCUACAGAACUCCCCCUGAGCUGAGAGCUGCCCAGAGUGUCCUCCUUCUGAUGAUGUGUUUCUUUUUCUUUUAUUGGGCAGAUUGUUUUAUUUCUUUAUACUUUACUUUCUCUAUAGAGAAUUAUUCCAUAAUACUAUAUGUUCCAGAGUUCCUAACUCUUGGCUAUGCAGUUCUCAUCCCCUUCAUGCUGAUUCAUAGAGAUGGGUAUCUGAUUAAAUGCUAUCACACUCAGUAA
This is a messenger RNA of Mastomys coucha (southern multimammate mouse), 897 nucleotides long. Its product is annotated as putative vomeronasal receptor-like protein 4. Gene Ontology annotation, biological process: G protein-coupled receptor signaling pathway. Lineage: Eukaryota; Metazoa; Chordata; Mammalia; Rodentia; Muridae. Gene Ontology annotation, cellular component: membrane. Bases 1 to 897 code for a protein of 298 amino acids. Gene Ontology annotation, molecular function: pheromone receptor activity. The transcript has a single exon. The record is from RefSeq and is a predicted model, not a curated record.